UUUUUCUUUUCUUCUCUUUGAUUGAUUAGCUCAAGGUUGGCUUUUCUCCAUCGAUGGCCGAGGGUCAUAUACAAAUAGAGGUGGAGGGAUCUGCAAUCCCGCAUGAAAACACCCCUCUGCUUAAAAUUCCAGACCAACCUCAAGAACCAGACCUCCCAGAUGAUCAAGAAAAUGAUAAGGAGACUCUUUUGGAUAAAACCCUCCAAAGAUUAGAUUUUUUUAUGUAUUUCUUGGGAUUUAACCAGUCCACAGUGUGGAGCUUUUUGCUGUCUUGGGGGGUUUUUUUGGUUAUCGGGGUCUUGCUUCCAGUGGUGAUGCUUGAGCUCUCUAACUGUCCAGGGUGUGAAAAGGGUCAGAUCAAGAGUUUUGAGAUUGGAAUAGUGGUUUCUCAGGCUUGUUUGGCUGCUGCAUCUUUGAUAUGCCUUUCUCACGACUUGAGAAAAUAUGGCGUUAGGAAGUUCCUCUUUGUUGAUCGCUACAGUGGGCAUGUGGAGAGGUUCAGUGACCAAUAUGUACAGAAGAUUUCAGGUUCUGUACGCUUACUGGUGCUAUGGGUGCUGCCAUGUUGCCUUUUGAAGACUGCACGUGAAAUCAUCCGAAUUAUGUAUGUUCAUCAUGAGUCAUGGUGGCAGUCUGUUGCAAUUUUGUUAGUUUUCGUGUUUUCAUGGACAUAUGUGACCGCUAUCAUUCUUUCAGCCUGUGUCUUGUUCCAUUUAGUGUGCAACUUGCAGAUCAUUCAUUUUGAUGACUAUGGGAAGCUUUUGGAAAGAGAACCUGAUGUUAUAAUAUUGCUGCAAGAACAUGCCCGCCUGCGCAACUACCUCUCCAAAAUAAGUCACAGAUUCAGGAUAUAUCUUCUUCUACAGUUUGUGAUAGUCACUAUAAGCCAGUUUAUGACUCUGUUCCAGACUACUGGAUACAAUGGAAUCAUUACUUUCAUCAAUGGUGGGGACUUUGCUGUGUCAUCGGUAGUCCAGGUGGUGGGAAUCAUUCUUUGCUUGAAUGCUGCAGCCAAGAUAUCCCACAGAGCCCAAGGCAUCGGAGCACUAGCAAGUAGAUGGCAUGCUUUAAUGGCUUGCAGCGCUGCUGAUGUAUGUCCAUUGAGAACUUCAAAUAGCAUCGGGAAUUUGCAGGCUGCUAAUAAGUUGGGCUCGUUCCAUACCGAUUCGUCAGAAAGUGAUUUGGAGUCGCUCGAUUUUAUCACAGCGCCAACAAAUAUGCAGCUCGCUUCCUACAUGUCUUGUUACCACAAGAGACUGGCUCUAGUGAUGUAUCUGCAGAGCAAUCCAGGGGGAAUCACGAUUUUUGGGUGGACGGUUGAUCGAGGUUUGAUCAACACAAUCUUCUUUAUUGAGUUGUCGCUGGUCACAUUUGUACUAGGCAAGACCAUAGUUGUCACACCAGAGUAGUGCAUAAUCUGUUGUAUCUUGCGCCACCUUUCGUGAUGCCCAAGUUGUAAACGCUCUUGAAUCUAGGCCCUGCGUUUGUCUUCUUCUAUCAAGGGUGCUGAAAUAGGAAGCAAUCAGAUAAGGCAGCCACACACAUAGGAAGUUUGACAGUAGAGUUGCUAUAAAUAAUCCUGGGCGAGUUUCCUACUCGUCUUUGUCUCUUUCCUUUUCGGUUUUCCAGCUGGGAGGAAGAGGCUGCAAGACCCACCUCCAGUGUGAAGUCCCCUGCGAACACUCGUACAAAUUAUCAGUAAAUAAAAAUGAUACUGAUGUUUGCUGUAAGAACAAAUGAAUGGACUUCAUUAAACUCCGUGAAUCAUUUAAACAAUUCAUUUUAUAUCCACUUGCUAGUCACAAUUUGACGUUAAGGAAAGUGGUUUGGGACGAUGCUUUUGACACCAGUACAUCCAGCGGUAGGAUUCAACUCUACUUCCUUACUUGAUAGGCACUCUUGCAGUACCGACUGCUUGUCUCCUAUCCGGUAUAUUUUUGCAACUGUUGAUGAUGGCAGUUUUCAGUUUCUGGCUCAAGAAACGCGCACGCUGAUUGCCCGCCAAUUAUGUUUAAAAUAUGGGAUAAACUAGCCAGAAACCUACAUGCUUUGGGUUAAUGCUUGAAAGGUCUUGUGGGAUGGGGUCCUUAACCAUUUUACCGUCAAAUUACGCCCUAUAUAUUCCAAUUAAAAUGGUCAAGACAAGUUUUUUUUGUUCAUAUUAAUCAUUAGGUCUAACUUUCCAGGUGUUCCUUUCAAAUUGUUCAGAGGGAAUAUUAGUGUCUUUUGGGAUAUCGGGCGAUUUGGUAGAGUAAAUCAUCUCUGUUAAUUAUCAAAAGAUUACAUGUAUUUUAAACUAAAGUUUAAAAAUGUGUAAAACGAACAGCUGUAUACAAUACUACGCGCAUGUGUAACAGAGACAGAAAACUGAUUAGAAUAUUGUGAAAAUGAUGGAAAAGAGAAGCUUGAUAAACAGAAGCGCCUCCUCAGCACCCACUUAGCUUCGAGCAAGGUGAACACCAAGCCUCCUUCCACUGCAACUGAACAGUAGAUCACCCGAAUCUCUAGAGCUUUACUGCCAAAUGCCUUUCUAAAGCAUAUCAUCAUUCACCAAGAACAGGGUCAGAAAUACCAAUAUAGGUCAGGUGUCCUGUCACUUUCAGGUAACCAGCAACUCUUGUCCAUCUUUCCCCAAUUAAAUUACUGCCUCUUCAAACAUCAAGAAUAACUCAACCGAGCCAGGGCAAUACAAUCAGAUCAAGGAUACUCACAAAGCAAUUUCCUCUAAUCUCCAAACCCAAGCUCUCGCUAGCACGAUCAUAUACCUACAGUCACCAUACCUCAUACUAGUCGGCACAUAAUGCACCAAAACUUAUCACCUG
Molecule: messenger RNA, 2822 nt
Organism: Sesamum indicum (sesame)
Lineage: Eukaryota; Viridiplantae; Streptophyta; Magnoliopsida; Lamiales; Pedaliaceae
Product: zinc finger CONSTANS-like protein (DUF3537)
Source: RefSeq, a predicted model, not a curated record